Hyla sarda is the source of this 1112-nucleotide messenger RNA. RefSeq lists its product as uncharacterized. The transcript is spliced from 8 exons. Lineage: Eukaryota; Metazoa; Chordata; Amphibia; Anura; Hylidae. Bases 115 to 924 code for a protein of 269 amino acids. The record is from RefSeq and is a predicted model, not a curated record.
UUGUCUCCUCCUGCAUCACAAAAUCUAAAGAAGGGAGAAGCUGCGGACAGCAGGGAGGCGGCUGAUAACAGAGAGCAGUAGAGCAGCUGUAGACCUAGAGAAGAUCAGGGUGUGAUGAGGAUGAGGAGGCCGCAGCACGUCCUCAGGGAGCAAAAGAAGAAGAAGCUGAAAGAGAAAAGACACAAAAGAAGAAGAACGAGGAGGACGGGGAGGAGCGGACCCCAGGAAAAGAGGGGACACACUGACCUGUACAGACAGAAGACUUUGACCAUGAAGCGAGUGGUCGCGAUCUUCUCCCGGGACGGUGACACCAAUUACAGGUUUCUCAGUGACUUCCUGAAGGCUGAAGGUUUAGAGGUGAGAAGCUGCAUCAUAACCAAUAAUGGCCAAAAGAGGUUCAGAGAAGAAGCGUCCACCUGUCACUUUGCCAUCCUCUACCAUACAAAGAACAGGGGAAGACUGAAUAUCACCGACGUGACCGACUCCCUGUACGACGAGGAGAUCACAGAACUGAACACAACGUUAGGGAAGAAGAAUGUGGUUGUGGUGGUCGAUGACCUGGACUGCAGCUCCUCAGAGAAGAAGAUGGAGAUCCUCGCGGGUCAGCCUUCUAUACUCAACAUGGCCGCCCAACUCUUCCUUGUCAGCAAAGCAGAUAAAAUUUCUGAGGCCCUUUUGAACGAGAAGCUGCAGCAAUUAUUACCUCACAUCAUGAAGAAAGUUUCAGAGACAAGUGAGAAGAAUGUGAGCAAAUCUGAGCCAAAUACCAUCAUCAUAUGGUCCAGAAAGAUAAUUCAUGGAACCUUAGAGCUCCUCAAUAAAGCCAUCAAUUAUCUCCCGAUACCAUCGUGGUGCAAGCAAUUCAUCUGUGAUAAGAUACGUUGGUGGGUUAUGGGAACAAGGAACAAUAUGAAAACACAAUGACCCUGGACCCUGCUCCCAACUCCACCACCGGUCCCUGCCCCUGACUCGACAGGACCCUGCGCCAUCUCCAUCCAUCGGUCUCCACAGUCACUAUUAAUGUCCAUAGAGAAAGAAGAAUAAAAUGUUAUCACUUGAGUUUUUUUUGUAAAAUGUCUGAAAAUAAAUAAAUAUUUUGAAAUAAAAAGAGA